CACUAACACACUAUUUUUGUUAAAAGAAAACACAUGGAAAUAAAUAAACUUUAAAUUAUUUAUUUGCACGAUUUCUCAUUAAUUAAAAUGAAAAAAAAAAUGAAAGAUCUAGAACUAGAUCAAUUAAAUAAUGAAAUACCUGAAGCUCUGUUUGUCUUAAGAGAAAUAAAAAAGUCAAGUAGCGAAUGUCUUCAACACAUUCGUGGCCUUAUUGGAAAACUGAAAGAAAGGCCUAAAAAUGUACUAACACAGGGCAUCAGCUUUCUUGAUGUAAAAAAUCAGCUCAUGGCAAGUUACAUGGUCAAUAUGGGACUCUUAAUGGACAAAAAGUCAAGUGGUCAGAGCAUUAGUGAAGAUCCUAGUAUUGAUCGCCUUGUGGAGAUAAGGACGGUUCUGGAGAAGAUGAGACCUAUUGAACACAAACUUAAAUAUCAAAUUAACAAGGUAGUGACAGCAUAUAAAGAAUGCAAGCUAGAUCCCUCUGAUCCCAGAAAAUUUCAGCCAAAUUUUGCUGCGCUUGCUAAAAAGUCCCAGGAUGGUUCAAGUGAUGAGGAAAAGGAGGAACAAGAAAAAGCAGAAGAUAAAAACAAAGUUUAUGUGGCUCCAAAACUGGCUCCUGUUUAUUAUUCUGAUGAUGAAACCAUGGAGGAGCGCAAGAAGAAAAUGACUGAAAAGAAAAUGAAGCGUGCACUUAGCUCCGCCAUGUUGAGAGAGAUGAGAGAACAAUACACAGAUGCUCCUAUAGAAAUCAUUGAAUCACAUGAUCUUCAUCGCAUUAGAGAAAAUAGGAAAGAGAGGGAAAAAACAGAAUAUGAAGAGAAUAAUUUUGUCAGAUUGUCUGUGUCCAAGAAAGAAAUGGCUGCUCGAAGAAAGAUGGGUACCAUGUCAGCGUUAGGUGCACUGGCAGAUUUUGAUGACAUUGGACAUUUUGAUGACUCUCACCAGGGUGAGCAAGCCAAAAAAAAAAGAAAGCUUUCUCACAAGCAGAAGAAACACAAAGGUUUUGGAAAAAAAGGUGGAAAAAGAAAGUGGAAAAAGUGAUAAAAGUUACACUGGUUGGAACAUCUGUUUACACACACACAUACUUUGCUUCUCCCCCUCUACCAGAGAGAGACAGUUGUAGUGACUUCCCUUGGAGCAAUCCUUUAUGAUGCUCUUUGUUACAAUGUGUGUGUGUGUGCUUGCAUUUUAUGCCAGUGUGCAAGUUACUGAGUGUGAAGAAGGCAGGAGAGAGGGGGGGGGGGACAUGGUGAAAUGGAGAAGCAUGGGUUCAACAAAUAAGGUAUGGUUUAAAUCUAAGAGACAGAAUGGUUUAUCAAAUUGCAUAAUAAAAUUCAGAUGUUAUUUUG
Messenger RNA from Biomphalaria glabrata, 1349 nucleotides. Its product is annotated as neuroguidin-like. The coding region runs from base 88 to 1041 and encodes 317 amino acids. Gene Ontology annotation, cellular component: small-subunit processome; nucleolus. Gene Ontology annotation, biological process: maturation of SSU-rRNA from tricistronic rRNA transcript (SSU-rRNA, 5.8S rRNA, LSU-rRNA). NCBI's taxonomy places the organism in Eukaryota, Metazoa, Mollusca, Gastropoda, Planorbidae. The transcript has 12 exons. The record is from RefSeq and is a predicted model, not a curated record.